Messenger RNA from Prunus mume (Japanese apricot), 1266 nucleotides. NCBI's taxonomy places the organism in Eukaryota, Viridiplantae, Streptophyta, Magnoliopsida, Rosales, Rosaceae. The record is from RefSeq and is a predicted model, not a curated record.
AUGGAAGAGGCAUUUAGAAGGCUGAAUGGGUUUACCCGCUCCACCGAACCCGACCCCAUCUCUGACCCACCAAGGAAGUCAACCACCGCUACCCCAACCAACAAGCGCACGCUGAGAGACACCACGACAGCCGCAGGCACUGGCACCGGCGGCGGCGCAAUGAGAUACCGAGGCGUACGACGAAGGCCGUGGGGUCGUUACGCGGCCGAGAUCCGGGACCCACAGUCCAAAGAGCGGCGUUGGCUCGGCACCUUCGACACGGCCGAGGAAGCCGCCUGCGCCUACGACUGCGCUGCUCGAGCCAUGCGCGGGCUCAAGGCUCGGACCAACUUUGUCUACCCGUCUUCCCCUCCUCACACCGCCGUCAACGACCAUCUCCUCCCUCCGUUCAGCUUCCACAAGCAGUCUCAGCCGUCCGUGAAGAGCCGCAACGGCUACGGCGCUGGCCACUCUUCGAGUUGGCCGUCUGUAACGCCGUUUACUCAGUACCCAACAACUAAUAAUAACGACGCUGUUGCCUCUCCUUUGAACAUGCUGUUCUUUAGAAACUUCAUCAAUUCCUCACCAAACCCAUCUCCGGUUUAUAACCAGUUUCCGUACAAUAUCAGUGGUUCUUCUUCUUCAGCUGCUUUGGUCAACACUGCCAGCUGUGGUCAACCUCAUGAAACCAACAUGUCAGCAAGUACUAAUUUCAGUUCUACUAGUACUGGCUCAUCAUCUUCCAUGACUGUAGCUACGUCCGUUCCUCUCAUGGAUAUUACUACUUCUUCCACAACACCCACCACCCAUGACGAUCAUUCAGAUUUCUUUGCUGUGGAGCCAUCUGAUUCUGGGUUGUUAGAAGAGGUCAUUCAACGCUUCUUCCCAAAACCCACCUCCAAGAAGUCAAUGGACCCUCCAAAAUCAGCUGACUAUGGUCGCCAUAAUAUGAACAGCAUUCCUUCAAGUUCCAGCCAGGCCUCUUUUGUGUCUUCAAAUCAAGCUCCUCCCUUUGAUGGGCCGACAAAGAAUCAUCCUCAUCAGCAUGGAGGUGUAUGCUAUAACUUCGAAGAAUUGCUGCCACAACCACAGCAGCUUGGAAACAGUUUCAGUGUUGGAAUGGAUUAUCAACCACAAGUAUCACAGACGACGCAGGCCGUACCGUUUUACAAUGAUCACGUGCCAAUCAACGUCCAGCUUGGCGGCCAAGAUUACUCCAUGGUCGAUAAUAAUAUGUUCCAGUACCCUGAGUUCAUGGGUGGUUUUGCGGCCAGGGUCCAGAACUGA